GGGAAGGCAGGCAGGAAGCCCGGGGCCAGGAUGGGCGAGCCGCGCCGAGGAUAAAGGGGCCAUGGCAGCAGCAGUUCUGGAUGCUGAAUCCUUUGGUGGCGAUGAAUGUCUGGAAGAGGACGAGGAGGAGCUGGAGGCCAGCCUGGAGGACCCUGAGAGCGAACCGGUGGGGAAGUUCAUUCCCGGCGGGCGCGGCUGCUGCAUCCUGACCCGCCGCGGGAUCACUCUGCGGGUGCUGCUAAAGGAUGGCCUGAUCGAGCCGGGAGAAGGCGUGCUCUCCAUUUACUACCUGGGGAAGAAAUUCUUGGGUGACCUGCUGACAGAUGGGAAGAUCGUUUGGCAGGAAACAGGCCAGGUUUUCAACUCACCGAGCGCCUGGGCAACAUACUGCAAGAAGCUGGUCAACCCGGCCAAAAAAUCUGGGUGCGGCUGGGCAUCCGUCAAGUACAAGGGGCAAAAGCUGGACCAAUACAAAGCCGUCUGGUUGAAGAAGUACCAGCCCAACACUCCCCCUGCUGAUGAGGGUUUAGUGAGUGAAGGAGAGGAGGAAGAGCUUGCUGAUGAUGAAGAAGAAGAAACCAAAGGGGUUAAAUCCUCCCUCUCGGAGUCCAUGCUGGCCAGGAAGCUGGAGGAAAAAAACCGGAAGCAUUCCAACAAAAGUCUGGCAGAAUCGCUUGGCACAGAUAAUGGCAAGAGGCCCGAGAGCAAGAAUUGUGUUCCUGUCCGCUACUGCAGUCUGGGGAGCCGGGAUUCGGCCAGGAAUCCCCACACCCUGGUAGAGGUGACGUCCUUCGCAGCCCUGAACAAAUUCCAGCCGUUCAACGUCGCCAUUUCCAGCAACGUCCUUCUACUCUUGGAUUUCCACAGCCACUUAACCAAGAGCGAGGUGGUUGGCUACCUGGGUGGCAGAUGGGAUAUCAACAGCCAGCUACUGACAGUGCUAAGGGCCUUCCCUUGCCGAUCGCGCCUCGGAGACGCAGAGACAGCAGCUGCUGUGGAGGAGGAGAUCUGCCAAAACCUCUUUAUGCGUGGGCUCUCCCUGGUCGGGUGGUACCACAGUCACCCCUUCAGCCACGCUCUGCCCUCCCUCCAGGACAUAGACACGCAAAUGGACUACCAGCUCAAGUUACAAGGAACGAACAACAGUUUCCAACCCUGCCUGGCUCUCAUCUGUGGUCCUUACUACCCUGGCAACCAAGGCAUGGAGUCGAAGAUCUCACCCUUCUGGGUCAUGCCCCCUCCAGAGCAAAGACCUUACGAUUACGGAAUCCCCAUGGAGGUGGAAGUCACUUACAUCCAGGAUGGCUUUCUGACCAACGACAUUCUUCAUGAGAUGAUGCUGCUAGUGGAGUUUUACAAAGGGGCUCCCGAUCUGGUGAAGUUUCAAGAGACGUGGGGUCCAGAGCAGACUUACCUGGAUAAGCUCAAGGCCUCUUUAGCUGCCCGCACGCCCAAGGACCAAGGCUUUGGCCAUGUUCUGGACCAGGUCUACAGCCUCCUCAAGCUCAACAGCUGAAGCAACAGAGGAAGAGACUUGAAAGGAACUCCUGUUUCCACAGCUGACCCUUCAGUCUUGGACACCUGCCCGUGAACCAGCCGUGUUGCAUUGUGGGUGUAUCCCUUGCGGUCGUUUUUCUUUUUGAAGAAACAGGAAGAUCUCCUUGACUCUUAAGGGCCACCCAAGUUACCUGGACAGCUGUCAACCAGCCUAGCCAGAUCACUAUUCGGAGAAAAGCAGUUUCGUUGCCUUAACUCUAUGGGUUUGGUACCUUCUGAUCACUACCUUAAUAUUGGGCAAAGGAAAGUUUGACUCUCAAAAGCUCCUACCACCCGUAUCGUUGUUCUCUAAGGCGCUCCUGGAUUCGAAUCCAGCUCUUCUGUUGCAGACCAUCACAGCUACGCUCGAAAGCUACCUUAAUCAUACAGCGAUGUUCCCAUUUUGCAGAGGGGGUGGCUGAGGCCACGAGCAAAACGGCAGUGACGGAGAUCGGACCGGAACUCUGGUAAUCUUGCAAAGAUGAAAGUUUUUUCCUUGAGAAGUUAAAAACUUUCUUGUUCACAGCCUGGCUUGGAGCCAUCAAACACCAGGCAGAUCUAUGGGAGAACUGAAGAGCAAUUACUGGGGCAGGGGGCAGAGCAGCAAGUGGCAUAAAUAGGCAACGGGAAGGCUAACGGCUUUCUCCAACGUUAAGUUAUUUCUAGAAGUAGAUUUUGAUUAAAAAGGCAUUUAAGCUGAAA
Messenger RNA from Heteronotia binoei (common prickly gecko), 2238 nucleotides. It is a transcript of the gene MPND, whose product is annotated as MPN domain containing. The transcript is spliced from 13 exons. Bases 62 to 1516 code for a protein of 484 amino acids. Gene Ontology annotation, molecular function: metallopeptidase activity; polyubiquitin modification-dependent protein binding. Gene Ontology annotation, cellular component: BRISC complex; BRCA1-A complex. The record is from RefSeq and is a predicted model, not a curated record. NCBI's taxonomy places the organism in Eukaryota, Metazoa, Chordata, Lepidosauria, Squamata, Gekkonidae. Gene Ontology annotation, biological process: double-strand break repair.